AUGGAUUCGAUGGAUAAUUAGUUUUAGGAAAAAUUUUAAUAGUUGUUAAAGCUUAAAGAAAUCUAUUCUACUCGUAAUGUCUUACCAGAAAGAAUUUAGAGAUUGAAACUGGUUGAUAUCAAUUUUUAAAUCAAAUAUAUUCGAUAAAAACAACAAAAUAGAUUUAACUAAAUAAUUAACAAUUCAAUUGCUUCUCAACAUAUACCAAAAAAGUAAUCAACUGAAAGAAGUUUCUCUAAUUAAUUGAGUCAUUUGAAUAUUGCUGAUUAAUAGAAUAUUUGUUUAAAUUGUGAAAAGUAUAUUUUUGAAAAGAAAGUAACAUUAUUUUGCCAAAACAAAUAUAGUCAUAACUACCACUCAAAUUGUUUAGCAAAUAUUAUGAAAUAGCAAUUAGCUAAUUAAUGUAUCAUAUUCUAAUGUUUAUGUAAAAGCUAAAUAAAUAAUGGAUAAAUCUCAAAAUAAAAAAUAUUAGAAUUAGAUGUUUACAUAAAUAGAUUAAUGAUAAAUUAGUUAAGCUAUUUAAAAACUCAUUGCUAAUAUAUCAAAUAAUGUGCAAAUAAAGAUUGUGAUUUUUUUUGGAUCUAUAAAUAACAAUAAAAGUAAAUAAGAUCCCGUUCUAACUCUCCUGUUAAAUCUUAUAAAAUUACAUAUACAAAUUAUUGUCCAGAUUGUAGAUUUUUGUGA
This is a messenger RNA of Paramecium pentaurelia, 684 nucleotides long. NCBI's taxonomy places the organism in Eukaryota, Ciliophora, Oligohymenophorea, Peniculida, Parameciidae. The record is from the annotation of a GenBank genome assembly.